UGAGCUGUUGUUAGCUUGUUAGCAGGCUAGCAGCUCAGUUCGCAGUCAGCAGGCACAUUUCUUCCUGGUGGGUUGUUUUGGAUGAGAAUGAGCGCUAAAGAUAUCAGGGAUGACCUGACAACCAUCAACUCCGGCUGCUUUGACCUCUUCCUGCAUCUUCCCAGCUCUGUCGGGUAGAAGAGCCCUCCAAUCUGAGUCGAUUGUUUCUUCCUGUAAAGACCUCAUUAAAGCCAGGAUCGUGUUGUUGAGUCUCUUCCGAAGCCGGCGUGACGAUGUAUUGCCUGCAGUGGCUGCUCCCGGUGCUGCUCAUCCCCAAGCCGCUGAACCCGGCCCUGUGGUUCAACCACUCCAUGUUCAUGGGCUUCUACCUGCUCAGCUUCCUGCUGGAGAGGAAGCCCUGCACCAUCUGCGCUUUGGUUUUCCUGGCCGCGCUCUUCCUCAUCUGCUACAGCUGCUGGGGCAACUGCUUCCUGUACCACUGCCAGGACGCCGUGCUGCCGGACGCCGCCCACGACCCCGCCAUCAUCGGGACCUAAGAGGACGGAGGGAGAUUUACUGUAGAGUGAUACUGCCAUGCUGUUCAGAGGAGGGGGGGUGGACGACGCUCAGCCCAGGACGAUACAUCUGAGGAGGCGGGGCUUCAUUUCUACUUUCUGUCAGGAAAAAUAAAAGCAUCCAAACCUGAAACAAAGGGAAGCGUGAACCGGACGCUGAGAGGAUUUCUGUUUGUUUCUCAGACAACAUUUAGUGAAGAGCUUCAGUGUUCCUGUUCGUUUAAAAUAAUCCUUUUGUUCCUCGGACUGUCCAAACUCUUCACAAAGAAUACGCACAGACAAACAACAUGAUGGCUGUUCCUCAUCACACACACGGAGAGCACACCGACACACACGAUGCUGAGCCCCGCCCCCUCACAGUCAAACUCACAUCUGGGACACAAACCCUUCAAAGUCUUUGUCUCAUGCAUGGUUUGCAGGUUUUGUUUUGCCAAUCGUUCGUUUCACAGGUUUGAAUGAUUUUAAUGCUGAAAAUCGCGGGUGUGCAGCGGGUGGAUGUGUGCGAUCAUUUCAUCGUUCUGAUUCUGCUGAAGAGCGCCACGAGUGCGGCGACGCUUCACGAUGUUUUUCAUCUGUAAGAACGGCAGCGAGCCGUUUGAGCUGCCUGUAGUUUAAAGUGUCGAGCUGUCAGUCGUCACUGCGAAGUGUGAGAAAUGUGUGCGAACAUGUUCACUCUGCUUUUAAUUUAAAUAAAGUCUUUUCUUCUCUA
This is a messenger RNA of Austrofundulus limnaeus, 1263 nucleotides long. It is a transcript of the gene blcap, whose product is annotated as bladder cancer associated protein. Bases 273 to 536 code for a protein of 87 amino acids. Lineage: Eukaryota; Metazoa; Chordata; Actinopteri; Cyprinodontiformes; Rivulidae. The transcript has 2 exons. The record is from RefSeq and is a predicted model, not a curated record.